CAUUUCCAACAAACAACUAUACAGAACUUCAUUCGAUAAGUGCUCGCCAAAAUUCGAACAGCGAAACACACACGCAUACACUAGAAAUCAAAUCCGCAUUUUGAGCGCGCCAAAAAAUAUCGUCAUCGGUUUAAUUCGAGAUUUGCUCGCAGCCCAUAAUUAAAGCUGGCAAAAUCAAAAAGAAAAUUCUUCGCUCUCCUUUUUCUAUGCACAACAGCAACGCGCGCCAUACUGUUUUUGAAUAUUAAACAGCGAAUUACGCCGCGUCAAAUUUAAUGCCCAGAGACAUUCAGUGAAUUUAUAAAAUUCAAUUUACGAACUCUGCCGGAGAGGGCAGAGCAGAGCGUAGCCCCAAGUAACCAAUACACUGACGACGCCAGCAGCGCAGUUCACAGCGACAGCGGCAGCAAAUCGACCGAGCUUCCCAACGACAAGCAUUCAGGCAGCCAACGGAGUCCACAGCGACAGCAACGAUAGCGACAACGACGGCGAUUUGUUUACUGUAAAUUUGGGAAUUUGAAUUCAAAUUGUGUGUGCAAUGGAGGAGCACUCGCGUCUAUUGAGCAUUUUGGGUGGCAUUGCCAUGAGCAUUGUCGGCUUUCAGAUAUGCCGCAAGGUGUUGCCCUGGAUCUAUGCGAAUGUGUUGGGACCCAGGCUGUGCGGCUCCUCGGUCAAUCUGGCCGAGAUGGGCGAAUGGGCAGUUGUUACCGGCUCGACGGAUGGCAUUGGCAAGGCCUAUGCCCGGGAGCUGGCACGCAAAGGGCUGAAACUGGUUUUGAUUAGUCGUUCGUUGGAAAAGCUGAAGACCGUGGCCAAGGAAAUUGGCGAUGAGUUUGGCGUGGAGGUGCGCGUCAUCGAUGUGGACUUCACGGGCGGCAUGGAAAUCUAUGAGAAGAUACGCACAGAAACUGCCGGCCUGGACGUGGGUGUGCUGGUGAACAAUGUGGGCAUCAGCUACAGCCAUCCGGAAUAUUUUCUGGACUGCUACAAUGCGGAUCCGAAGUUUCUGCGCAACAUUGUCGCUGCCAAUAUACAUUCCGUAACGCACAUGACCGCCCUCUUUAUGCCGGCCAUGGUGCAAAAGCGCAAGGGCGUCAUCAUAAAUCUAUCAUCAACGGCGGGCGUGAUACCCAAUCCCUUGCUGAGCGUCUACAGCGCCACAAAGGCAUUCGUGAACAAGUUCAGCGAUGAUCUGCAGACGGAGUAUAAAACACACGGCAUUAUUAUACAGAGUGUGCAGCCGGGCUUUGUUGCCACGAACAUGUCCAAGAUACGUAAGCCGAGCGUGUUUGCGCCCUCGCCCGAAACGUAUGUAAAAUCUGCAUUGGCCACACUCGGCAUUGCCACACAAACCGCCGGAUAUCUACCACAUGCAUUGCUUCAAUUGGUCAUACAUUUUACAGAGGCCGUGUUCGGUGAUCAAUUUGCCAGAAACGAAGUUCUUAAGAAUAUUUUAGGUACACGCAAGCGUGCCCUGCGGCGCCUAGCUAAGGAGCAAUAGCUAUCUUAAUAUCAAAUCCAAAAGUGUGCAAACUUGUUGAUGCCAUUUAGAGUCUGUGAACGGUUUGAUUGGGUUGGGAACGGUUUUGGGUAGUAGAAAGAAACGCAACGUCUCGAAACGCCCGUGAGGAGGGGGCACGCGUAUAUGCUAAAUGAUGAUGCCUGCCACAUGUGCCGCCAUUUAUAUAUAUAUAUAUAUAUAUAUACAUAUAUAU
Messenger RNA from Drosophila novamexicana, 1715 nucleotides. It is a transcript of the gene spidey, whose product is annotated as very-long-chain 3-oxoacyl-CoA reductase. The coding region runs from base 539 to 1501 and encodes 320 amino acids. Gene Ontology annotation, cellular component: endoplasmic reticulum. Lineage: Eukaryota; Metazoa; Arthropoda; Insecta; Diptera; Drosophilidae. The transcript is spliced from 6 exons. Gene Ontology annotation, molecular function: oxidoreductase activity. The record is from RefSeq and is a predicted model, not a curated record.